ACCGGUUUAGCAGACGUUCGCAAGUGUGACAAGAGUUGUAUGUUGUGGAAGACCUGCUAUAGAUGUUAUGGCCAGCCACAGACUCAGAACUACUGGUGAGGUAGGUGUGUUCUUUAUCUAUGACCAUGAUGUCUUGAAGCGAGAGGAAGAUGACAUGAAGGAUGCUAUCCUCUACUUUUAUCCUCCAUAUAUUCCUAUAGAUGACCAGUGUUCUGUAUGUGGUCAGCUGAUGGGUGUGGCUGAAUUCCUACGUUCAGCUAUCAGUAGGUCUGCACCGUCAAUUUUCAAACUACAUCAGGAGAAAUAUUGUCUCAAGCGCGUGAGAAACUACACAUUUGCUUUAGAAGGUCACCCCACAGACAGUAACGAAUUGCUGAAAAGACAACUUGGUCAUCUCUACGCAGGUUUUGUCUUUGUCUAUGGGGACAUCGACAACAUCAGACAGCAAUUCCAUAAUCAUUUGGGAUUUCUGGCAGAGAUGAAGGCUUUAUGGGACAUGUUGUUCCCCUCCAGCAGUUGUCUCAGUGUCAGCCACAUAGAGAGAGUGUUCCAGGUGCUUCCUUCUGUCGAGGUAUAUAGUGACCUGUUUCUUCAGGCCUCUAACAUUCUUCAGUCCAGCCAGCGAAGGCCUGGUGUCAUACUUGGUGCUGUACUGUACAAACAAAGAGUUUUAUGUACACAGAUGUCCCCAGAGCUGACAAGGAAGCUCAUUCUUAUCCGUCCAGAGCUACCCUGUGCUGAAAUAAAAACAGACUUUCCACUCCCUGGAGGUGUUAGACUAACCACGGUUUACCUAACAGAUGUAGAGUAUUCCGCUAUUAGACCACAGCACAGUCUGAAUUCACAGGGACAUUACCGACACAGUGAAAACUCAAAGUUUGUCUGGAGUAAAACUGCACCAGGUGGCAGCACUGUCAGAAAAUCUGAGUCUCCUAGACGUUUUACAAAAGAUGAGUCAAAUACAAGAAGGCCCAGCUCAAGAAAUGAUAGGACCUACAGCGGAAGAAAUUCCAAUAUGGAAAUUAUUCCGGAAAUUCCUUCUGUUGUGCUGUCUGACACUACUUACAUGGAAUGUAAAGAUAGGUUGGAAAUAGCGGGGAAAUCCAGUGAGGCAAAAACAUUAGAAGAAUGGAAAGAAACUGAGCGAGCAGAACAAAGGAAAGAUUUUAUCAGGGAAAAAAGUUAUUCAGAAUCAACUCGACGGAGAAUUAUAGUUACAGUUUCUGGAGAAGAUGAUGAAACUAUUAGUGAUUUAGAGGAUAAUGAGACAAAAAACUCUCAGGCUGAAGGAAAGACUUCUGAUAAUAGUAUUUCUAGAACAUUGACUGCUGACAUCAUUGUUCACCAUUGUCAGGAUGAAAUUGUCGAGAAAAUUGUUGGAAACAACAGCGAAAAACUGCCAAAAAUUGUCACAGAUCACGAUAGUUCAUUAGUUGGUGAUGUGGAAAAUGACCAACACCUCACGAACAAUUUAUCAGCAAAACAAAACAGUGACGGACCAGGAAAUGAUGAAAAUGAGAUUAUGAAACAGACUGAUGUGUCACUUAUGCCACAUUCAAAGGGACACAACUCUCCCAGAAAUGUGAGGCAGCCGUCCACAGAGUUUGUGUCCGAGUCUGAAGAAACGGGCACAGAAAGUGUCUUUGGAACUUCCGUUUUCAGCGGAGAUGAAUCUUUUAUGAGCUAUUUGUCUUCUCCAGAAAAUGAGGAAAAUAAAGAGACAAUGGUUUUCAGGGGAGGUAUGUAUGAGACGACAGGUGGAGAGGAAUCUAGUGUCGAGGGAGGUGUAGUGGAAAACAGGGACAUGCAAAGUGUUCCUGGUCAUGUGACUUUAGACACACCAGAUACUUCCAUUGAAACUUUGCAUAAUUCUGGAUCAUUUGAAAGUCAGAUCACACAAUCAGCUGUGGAAAGUAAUGAUGGUUUAUCUUCUGAUUGGUUACCAGAGGAACAUGGUCUGCAUGAAUUGACACUUUAUAUCCAAAGUCACUCUGAUGUUUGUCUCAUGUUACUGAUGGAGGAGGAAUCGGCGUCCAAUGAAAAUGUUUUGAGUGCUCUGUAUAAAAGUUCCCUUACCGGUAUGGCUGAAUUGGAUUACUAUGUAAAGGAGUGUAUAGCUCAAUCCACUAACGAGGGUUUUAUGGACAACUAUAAUUAUCUGAGAUACGAUUCCUUUUUCCAGACAGUGAAAG
Ylistrum balloti is the source of this 2192-nucleotide messenger RNA. RefSeq lists its product as uncharacterized. Gene Ontology annotation, biological process: vesicle-mediated transport. The record is from RefSeq and is a predicted model, not a curated record. The transcript has 11 exons. NCBI's taxonomy places the organism in Eukaryota, Metazoa, Mollusca, Bivalvia, Pectinida, Pectinidae. The annotation marks the transcript as partial.